Molecule: messenger RNA, 1828 nt
Organism: Brassica oleracea var. oleracea
Lineage: Eukaryota; Viridiplantae; Streptophyta; Magnoliopsida; Brassicales; Brassicaceae
Product: protein tesmin/TSO1-like CXC 5
Exons: 7
Coding region: 223-1797 (524 amino acids)
Biological process (GO): regulation of DNA-templated transcription
Cellular component (GO): nucleus
Source: RefSeq, a predicted model, not a curated record
UCCUCAAUUCUCUUCUUUGUCAUCGAGAGAGAUCAAAACCCUAUCGUUCUCUCUCGGAUCAAAUUCAAAAGUCCCAAGCUUUAACAGCCGCCGAAUCGGUUUCUGAUUUCUAUUUCCCUUUCCUAAAAUAGAAAUUCAACAAAUCAGCUCAGAGAUCACACUCAGAAAACCUAGAUCCGUACCCCCCGCGAAAAAAACUCGAGAUUCGCAGUUUUUUUUCAGAUGGGUAACGCCGGCGGAGGAGGUAAACUCCCGCCAAAAAAUGACGGUGGGUUUGGUGUCCCAGCGAGGGAUCCAGCAACGCAACUCGACUUAACUGGUGGUUCAGACCAACAUUCACUCUCUAAACCGGCUCCUACCGUCGUCUCUCCUGCGGCCGUCACUUCCUCUGUUCCUUCACCGGUAACAGUAACGACAUCGCGGCUUCAUCCGGUGGCGACGUCACAAUCACAAAUCCUCAACGCGCCAGUCAGGCUUCCAAAGCAGGAAUCUCCAAAAUCUAGACCAAGACCUAUUGUGGAUGGAACUCCUCAAAAGAAGAAGCACUGUAACUGCAAACAUUCUCGCUGCUUGAAACUGUACUGUGAAUGCUUUGCGUCCGGAACAUAUUGUGAUGGUUGUAACUGUGUCAACUGUUUCAACAACGUUGACAAUGAACCUUCAAGACGAGACGCUGUGGAAGCAACUCUGGAGCGGAAUCCCAAUGCCUUCAGGCCUAAAAUCGCUAGCAGUCCACAUGGCGUGAGGGAUAAAAGGGAGGAGAUGGUGUUGUUAGGGAAACAUAACAAAGGAUGCAACUGCAAGAAAUCAGGAUGCCUUAAGAAGUAUUGUGAGUGCUUUCAAGCAAACAUUCUUUGCUCCGAGAACUGCAAAUGCUUAGAUUGCAAAAACUUUGACGGAAGUGAGGAGAGACGAGCUCUUUUUCACGGUGAACUUGCCAACAACAUGGCUUACCUCCAACAAGCAGCAAAUGCGGCCAUUACUGGCGCUGUUGGCUCCUCAGGCUUUGCUCCUUAUCCAGCUCCUAAGAGAAGGAAAGGAGGCCAAGAUAUUUCCUUCAACCAAGCCACCACAGAUACAUCUCCAGCAACUGGUCCAUCAAAGUUUGUAUAUAGGUCUCUCUUAGCAGAUGUAAUUCAACCACAGGAUGUGAAAGCGCUUUGCUCUGUGUUGGUCGCUGUAGCCGGAGAAGCAGCAAAGGCAUUAACAGAUAAAAGAAAUGAUAACCGGGUUGAAGAUCAAACCGAAACUUCUUUAGCCUCUUCUGCACAAGAAAACUCACAAGGUGAUGUCGAGAUGGCUGAACCUGAUGGAAACCAAGCUGAUAAGUCUAGACGAAAGCCUCUAUCUCCAUCAACUUUGGCUUUGAUGUGUGAUGAUGAACAAGACACUAUAUUCAUGGUGGCGGCAUCUGAACCUAAUGGUUCAGUAGAUCCCAGUUGGUGCAGAACAAACUCACAGGGGCAGUCACAGGAUUACGCAGAGCUGGAGAGAGUGGUGUUAACCAAGCUCAGAGAUUGCCUUAGUCGUCUUAUCUCUUAUGCAGAAUUAAAAGAAUCAAAGCGUUCAUAUUUAGCAAGAAGGCAUAUACAGUCACCCCCAAGCGCAACCGAGACUGUGAAAAUGGAGAAUGGGAUACAGCAAGCACCACCAAUUGUGAAUGGAGCCACUACUCAACCUACAGUCAACAAACCGCAGCUGUUGCAGCCGAUGCAGACCACAACAAAUACCUCAAGCACUCAUCAUCCGCAUAAACCUCCAGCUUUACCGGAGAAGAAAGACCCUCUGAAUCAAUAAAGUACGAGCUGAUAGAAACUUAACUAUUCAU